AUGGCUGCUUCCAUGGCGGCAUGGCUGCUCAUGGCUCAGCUGGGCCUGGGGCUUCUGAAAGCUGCCACGGCUUGGCACUGGGUUGGGCAAUGGUCCCCCGCGCCCCACGCGGCUCACACGCCCGGGGGAAUCCAACCGGUGGGCAAGCACAACCAGCAAAUUGCCUCAGCAGCUGUCGUACAGACCACCCCGGCAGCGGCCGCAGCUUCACCGCCGCUGCCGCCGGCCAUUACGAAGCUCACCGCGCCGUCGCCCGCAGGGCCCUCCUCCAGCCCCUCCUCCCCACCCCCCCGAGAGGACUGGAACCCCCGCGGCAGCAGCGGGGGCGGGGGCGGGAUGCGACUCGACCUUCCGUGUGACCGGUCCCGCAGUGCGGCCGCAGCAUCAUCGUCGCACGGUGGCGCUGUGGCGGCGGACGCGCCGCAGCGGCCGCUGUCCCCCCCCGCCAUAGCGGCGGCGCCGCCGUCGCCGUCGCCAUCACCCUCUACGUCCUCUUCCUCGCUGUCACCGCCGUCGUCGGGUUCCCUGGAGAACCUGCACUUGCCGUUGCCGCCGCCGCCACCGCUUGACAGUGACGAUGAUGAUGAGGCGGCGGGGCGGAGGGCACCACCGUCGCCUCGGCGAACGCCUACUGGUGGUGGUGGUGUGUUCAGUGACUUUGGUGAGGUAGUGUUGCUGGUAGUGUUGCUGGAGGCCGUCGUAAUCUCUCCGCUUCACUUGCUGGUGGUGCCGUCUUUCAACCCCCCCGCCCCCUCCCCCCACAACCCGCCCAAUGCCGGCCGGCAGGGGUUCUCCUCCUGGGGUGGAUGCACUGGGGUUUGUGACUUGUUGGGCCACAGUGGUAUUGAGCUGAGCUGA
Volvox carteri f. nagariensis is the source of this 858-nucleotide messenger RNA. RefSeq lists its product as uncharacterized. Lineage: Eukaryota; Viridiplantae; Chlorophyta; Chlorophyceae; Chlamydomonadales; Volvocaceae. The coding region runs from base 1 to 858 and encodes 285 amino acids. The record is from RefSeq and is a predicted model, not a curated record. The transcript is spliced from 6 exons.